CGGCGGCGGAGGCGGAGCAGGGAGCCUGCAGCCGGCGGGCCGCGCUCCUCCUGCCAGCCGGCCCGGGAUUUUCCAGGCUGGGCGCUGACGUCGCGGAGCUCCCCGCGGUGGCUCUCCGCCGCGGACCAUGGGCGACAAAGGGACCCGGAAUUGACUUCGGCUGGUUAUUUUAUGAAAAUGGAACCAGACAGUAUAUGGAAGGCCAGAGUGUUCAAGAAGGCCAGUCCCAAUGGAAAGCUCACCGUCUACCUGGGGAAGCGGGACUUUGUGGACCACAUCAACCUCGUGGACCCUGUGGAUGGUGUGGUGCUGGUGGAUCCCGAGUAUCUGAAGGAGAGGAGAGUCUAUGUGACGCUGACCUGUGCCUUCCGCUAUGGCCGGGAGGACCUGGACGUCCUGGGCCUGACCUUUCGCAAGGACCUGUUUGUGGCCAACGUACAGUCCUUCCCGCCGGCCCCUGAGGACAGGAAGCCCCUGACGCGGUUGCAGGAGCGGCUCAUCAAGAAACUGGGCGAGCAUGCCUACCCCUUCACCUUUGAGAUCCCCCCAAACCUCCCAUGUUCUGUGACACUGCAGCCGGGGCCUGAGGACACAGGGAAGGCCUGUGGCGUGGACUAUGAAGUCAAAGCUUUCUGUGCGGAGAACCUGGACGAGAAGAUUCACAAGCGGGGCUUAUUGGGUGACAGACACUGUUCGAAGUGCUGGACAUGUGUGAGCUUAUUUAAUCCUUACAGCAAGCCUGAAAGGAACUCGGUGCGUCUGGUCAUCAGAAAAGUUCAGUAUGCACCAGAGAGGCCUGGCCCACAGCCCACAGCUGAGACCACCAGGCAGUUCCUCAUGUCCGACAAGCCCCUGCACCUAGAGGCGUCUCUAGACAAGGAGAUCUACUACCACGGGGAGCCCAUCUGUGUCAAUGUGCAUGUCACUAACAACACCAACAAGACUGUGAGGAAGAUGAAGAUCUCGGUGCGCCAGCAUGCAGACAUCUGCCUCUUCAAUACUGCCCAGUACAAGUGCCCCGUGGCCCUGGAGGAAGCUGAUGACACCGUGGCUCCCAGCUCGACGUUCUGCAAAGUCUACACACUCACCCCCUUCCUGGCCAACAACCGUGAGAAGCGUGGCCUUGCCUUGGACGGGAAGCUCAAGCAUGAGGACACAAACCUGGCUUCCAGCACCCUGUUGCGAGAAGGUGCCAACCGGGAGAUCCUGGGCAUCAUCGUCUCCUACAAAGUGAAAGUGAAGCUGGUGGUAUCCCGGGGCGGCCUGUUGGGAGAUCUGGCAUCCAGCGAUGUGGCUGUUGAAUUGCCCUUCACCUUAAUGCACCCCAAGCCCAAAGAAGAACCCCCACAUCGGGAAGUUCCAGAAAAUGAGGCGCCAGUAGAUACCAAUCUCAUAGAACUCGACACAAAUGAUGAUGACAUAGUGUUUGAGGACUUUGCCCGCCAGAGACUGAAAGGCAUGAAGGACGACAAGGAGGAGGACGACGAUGGCGCCGGCUCUCCGCAGCUCAACCACAGAUAGGCUGGGCCACCUCCUGGGACAGCUCCGAAAGCCUCUGCACUCGGAUGCUUCAUCUCCUCCCCCUUCCUUCCAGUGUCCCUGCCCCUUUGUUCUUCCAGUCUCUACCAGGGCCCCAGUGGUCUUCCAGGUUACAGUGGUGAACCUCUUGCCUCAGGAUUGGCCCCAUGUCACCAUGCUAAUGGGGUCAUGGCAGUGCAUCACUCCUCCUGCUACACUCAGCUCUCUAGCCCCCUCUCUCCCUGCCAACCCCCAGAAAGGCCACUGUGGUGCAGGCCUUGGAAUUUGAUUUUGGAAGGGGAGCCAAUGGGGGUGGGGGUAGGGGAGAGAAAAGGGAGCAUGAAGGAUUGGUGGUUCAGUAGCGGGUGCCCACCUGUCUUUGUUCCUAAUUUGGGGCUGCCUUGGCCAGAAAUGGCAGAGCUGGGGAAGGGCAUCUCUAUGUCCUGCAGUACAGACUCACUGUCUGCCUCUCCUUUCCCACUCCCAUCUCUGCCCCAUUCCCUCCAUGUCUGCCAGUGACAUUGGUGAAGGUUCAUAGACAUCAGGCAUGGAGAAAUGCAACUGGCCUGCCUUGCUUCCUGGCAGUUAGCAGUGUAAGGAGAGGGUGAGACUGAGCACAAAAUCUAUUUCAGAACUGUCA
Molecule: messenger RNA, 2158 nt
Organism: Suncus etruscus (white-toothed pygmy shrew)
Lineage: Eukaryota; Metazoa; Chordata; Mammalia; Eulipotyphla; Soricidae
Gene: ARRB1
Product: arrestin beta 1
Exons: 18
Coding region: 172-1521 (449 amino acids)
Biological process (GO): G protein-coupled receptor internalization; signal transduction; visual perception
Molecular function (GO): G protein-coupled receptor binding
Source: RefSeq, a predicted model, not a curated record